This is a messenger RNA of Xylona heveae TC161, 1212 nucleotides long. RefSeq lists its product as hypothetical. The record is from RefSeq and is a predicted model, not a curated record. Gene Ontology annotation, cellular component: actin cortical patch. Gene Ontology annotation, molecular function: phosphatidate phosphatase activity. Lineage: Eukaryota; Fungi; Ascomycota; Xylonomycetes; Xylonales; Xylonaceae. The coding region runs from base 1 to 1212 and encodes 403 amino acids. The transcript is spliced from 2 exons.
AUGGAGGAGACUCCGCAAGAACGCCAAACCCGCAAAACGGGUGACUUUCCCAAGGUUGAGCACGAGCUUCCCGCGAUGCCUUCCCGCAUGCAGGCCCCAUUUCUUGACUCUGCGAGCUCUUAUCUGGGCUCUUACAACCCGUUUGCGCGGCCGGUCACCGCCGAGGAUACGGUCUGGUUGUUGGACAACACUGCAUAUCGGCCCGUCAGUGCAAUCAAUCUGCGCCGCCAGCCAUUUCAAGCAGAAUUUAUCGUCGCCUACUUUCGCCGAAACAGCGGCAAAUGGUUCAGCAAGUUCGUCGCAGAUGUUGCGGAGAAGGUGCGCCUGGGCGAGCCAGGCGAGGACGAAGCGGCCGUAGAAGCCCUUAUUCGCAAACGUGUUCAGCCCAUGUUCGAUACCAUCUUGCCGGCGCGCACCGUAAACAUUCUGUUGCACAACGGCUCCGUUGCCAAGUUGGGACCGAGUGGACGUAAUGGCGUCAGCAACAAUAGCAUCAGCCUAGGCGGCGAUCCUCAUCCUGACAAUCGCGCAAAGCACAUCGCUGUGAUUGACGGCGAAGAAGCGCAUCAUGUGAGCAUGACCACGCACUUUGCAGAGCCUGAAGGAUGGGGCUUCAUAUCAGACAUUGACGAUAGCAUCAAAGUCACACUGACUCCAAGCCCUAUUGGCAUUCUUCGUACUACAUUUGCCCUCCCGCCUGAGCCUAUUGCGGGUAUGCCUGAGCUCUAUUCCCACAUCAACCAACUUUUGAACCCAUCAUGGUUCUAUCUUUCCGCAUCUCCCUACAACUUGUAUCCUUUCCUGCACAGUUUCCGUCGGGAGUACUAUCCCGAUGGCACCAUUAUUCUGCGCGACGCAUCAUGGAUGGACCUCGCAGGAUUCCUCGCAUCCCUCACUCAGGGAACGCAAGCGUAUAAAGUCGACCGUAUGGAGAAGAUCCACUCUUGGCUGCCGAACCGGAAAUUCAUCUGUCUGGGUGAUUCGACGCAGAGCGACCCCGAAGCGUACGCGGAAGUGUACCGGAAAUAUCCUCACUGGAUCCGGGCUAUUUUCAUCCGCAAAGUGACUGACAUUUUUGAAAUGAACGAGACAGACAAGAAUGAGGAUAAGAGAUUUGAAGAGGCUUUCAAGCAUGUCCCUCGGGAUGUGUGGCAUGUGUUUACUGACCCGAGCGAGCUCUAUGCCAGGGUCAAUAUUUUGACGAAGAAAUGA